Morone saxatilis (striped sea-bass) is the source of this 6758-nucleotide messenger RNA. Its product is annotated as calmodulin-regulated spectrin-associated protein 3-like. Gene Ontology annotation, molecular function: microtubule minus-end binding; calmodulin binding; spectrin binding. Gene Ontology annotation, cellular component: microtubule minus-end. Gene Ontology annotation, biological process: negative regulation of microtubule depolymerization; cytoplasmic microtubule organization; neuron projection development. Lineage: Eukaryota; Metazoa; Chordata; Actinopteri; Moronidae. The record is from RefSeq and is a predicted model, not a curated record.
CUCUCCUCCUCCUCCUCAGUCUCUCCUCUUCCUCCUGCAUCCCUCCUCCUCACAUUAGCCCGGUGCUUGUGCUGCCUCCGUCUCCUCCGUGCGGCGCGGCGCGGCCAUGGUGGACUCUCCCAGCGCGAUGAAGAAGAGCUUCUCGGUGCUGGAGAUCAAACCGCUGGACCAGUACGACUUCAACCGGGCCAAGAUCUGCGCCAGCGUCCGNNGGCUGCUGUCGAAAUCGUACGGCUCUGCAGAAAAUAGUCCUGUAGAGUUGAGGAGCCACUUUACAAGACCAGAUAGAACAAGAGCACCUCAAGCAUCCGUCUGCAGCUUUGCUCUGUCUCCGAGAUCUUACUGCAGAGCCCAAGUCUGUCUGGCUCAGGCGCACGGGGUCUCUCAGCCAGCGUCACAGGGUCCCCGGCUGGACAACUCCGCCCUGCUGCAGUUCCCAUUAAAAAAAGGUUUCACUCCAAAGGUCCAGGAUGCAGACGUCACCGAGGAGGACCUCAGCUACGUCCCCCAUAAGACGAAAGCCCACCUCGCCCUGAUUGACGCUCUGAUGACAGUGGCAGCCAAAGAGACGGUGGGCAGGGUGAAGAUGGCGGUGGAGGCGGAGCAGAUGGGUGUCGGGUCUCCGUGGGAGAACGCUCUGCUCUUCUGGGUCAACAGGCUGAACCAGAAGUUGAGAGAAAUCACAGAAGAAGAAGAGCCCCCUAAGUCGCAGACAUGUACAGACCUGCAAUCUGCCCAGGAUGCGUGUCAAUCCACCCGUUGGUACUGGAAACUAGUCCCCCAUGCUAUCGCUUUUUGUUUGAAGGAGUCGGGGAAUAAGCCGCCAGUGAUCCGCUAUAGGAAGGACAAAGUGCAGUCUAAGCUGACUCCUACUUUCCCUCUGGUCAAUGCGGUCAAAGAUCUGUCUAAUGGCUGCGCUAUAGCUGCUGUGUUGCACUACUACUGCUCCAGCUUGCUGCCUCUAGAGGAUGUGUGUCUGAAGGACACUAUGUCAGUGGCUGACAGUCUCUACAACCUGCAACUGAUCAAAGAGUUUUGUGAGAGCAGUUUACAGAGCUGCUGCCCCCUCGCUGUGGAGGAUCUGCUCUACGCUCCACCGGUUCUGCAUCUGAACAUCAUGAGCUUCAUAGCUGAACUGCUGGAGUGGUUUGAGGUUAAGAAGCCUGAUUUUGUUCAGCCGAUACAACCCGUCGACCUCACAGAUGUCUCAGGGUUACUAGACUGUACAAGUCCAGUCCACGGAAACAGCAACAGUGGUUCCCCUUCCUUUAUCUUCAAACAACCCUUUGUGCCCAUCUGUUCCCCUGUGUCACCUGAAAACAAAAGUUGGACAAAGAAACAAAUCAGUCGUCCUCUGUCAGCUGUGACUUUCAGCAUCCCAUUUGGGCUGGACAGUGAUGUUGACAUUGUCAUGGGAAACCCAAUAGAUUCUGUCUUUCGCUCUGUCAGCACUGACAGCCUCACCACCGGCAUCCCUGCAAUGACUUCACCAGUGACAUCAGCAGGGAUGACUCAUGUCCCAUAUAGCCCUCCAGAGGACUUCAGCCACCUGGUCAGUGCUUCUGCACCAUCGCAGCGGUCGUCUUGGGGUCCUUACGCACACACAACACCACUGGGAGAGCUGCCGACCAUCGAGGAGGCGCUACAGGUGGUUCAUACUGCUGGCAGCAAAGAUCGGAGGAAGGGAAGGACAGCAGAGAAAGGAGGAAAAGGGGUGUUGGGAGGAAGGCCAGAACCCAGGUUACGUCCCGAAGGAGCCCCUGCUGGUUUCUUCCUACACUCCCCUGAGGAGGAUAAUCCCCAGCUUAGUAGCUCUGCUCCUUGUCGCUCUGGAGUCAUCCACCGGCCUGUCGGGGGAGAGGUUGGUGAUAGUAAAAGGCAAGGAAGGGGAGAGAGGAGGGAGAAAUCAGGACGUACCUCUGAUAUGUCACGCGAUGACGACUCCGUUCUACGAGAUGGGAGCGUUGACUCCUCUGAAGCAUCGGAUGAUACCCCUAGAAAUGCCCCUGGUAAUAUUCGACCCAGUAACAGUCGCCAGGGAAACCACGGCAUCAGCAACGGUCCGCGGAUGACAAGCUUUGCUGAGCGACGAGACAGCAGAAGAAGACAUCCCGCUGCACCCGGGGAGGAGUCAGCCUCUGCCCCGACACCGACAACCCCAGGCACUCCACAGACACCCUCCACCCCAGCAGGGGCACCUGGCCACCAGGACAGCCCAGGUCCCAGAGGCCCUGAGCCAGGCUCUGAGGCCUGGGAUUUGGGGGCUCGUCUUGAGGAAAAACGCAAAAGCAUUGAAGCCCAAAAAAGACGUAUUGAAGCAAUCUUUGCCAAGCAUAGACAGAGGCUUGGAAAGACUGCUUUCCUUCAACUGAAAAGAGAGCAAGGAGAAGGAGGAGGGGAGGGAGCAGAGGAAGAUAAUCUUACCCUGGAGGAGCGCCUCACGCGCAUGGAGGAACAACUGAAACAGGAGGAGGAGAAGGAAGAGAAGGAACAGAAGGAGAAAGAAAAAGAUGGAGAGAAGGAGAAAGAUAAGCCAUCUGUUUCCAAUCCUCCUCGGUUAGAGAAGCAGGUCACAUUCUCUAUUGACAGUAAGAAAGAGGCAGAGAAAGAAAAAGGAGCAGAGAAAGAGAAAGGAGGUGAAGUCCUGGUGGAGUAUAAUGAAGUGGUGCAAAAACUGAGUGAAGCUCUGCAGUCACUACAGAAGGACAUGCAGAAACUUACAGAACAGCAACAGCAGCUCAUGAGUGACCAAAGACCCAGAAAUACACCCAAAACUACUCCAAAAUCGACACCCAAAAAUUAUGCCAAAACACAACCCAAAACUCCUCCUCACACUCCGACAAAGACACCGCCAAGAACCCCGACAAGGACUCCUACAAGGAGCACCACUAAAGCUUGGAUCAUUCCUGCUAGUUCCAAUUCCCCCUCUGCCUCCUCCCCGUCAAGGCGUUCUCAAGUCCUUACCUCCCCAAAGACUGUCAUCUCUUCUUCCUGCCCAGCUCCUCGCACUAAGAUCCACUCCUCCUCCACUCCCCGCAGCCCCAAGCACCACCCACGUCCCCAACAUCAGCCUCACCCACGGCCUUCUGAACUCAAGUUUCCCCCACUCAACCGCGCCUUGACACCAACCCAUAAUGUGGACACCCUCCAACAUCUGCGACGUGUGUCACCCAGCAAGUGUCAGGUUCAGACCUCAUCUUCUUUCCGUAUCGGUGGGCCUCGGACUCCUCAACAGUCUCCACAGCCUGUCCAGCUGCCUGUCCAGCAGCCUGAUGAGUGCACCUCAGACACAGGCUCUAGUGAGACACCAACUCAGUUCAGCCUGGAGCUAGAGCAGGAAGAGAUUGAGGCUGUUGGAGGACUGCCAGUCUUGUCUCACUUUAGACAAGAUCGUCCGAGGGCUGCUUGUGGAAGCAGCUCUGGAGCGCCUUCCGAAUGCUCAUUUGAGAGCGAGACAUUGUCCCUCUCUGCUGCGUACAGCGAAGGAGGAGAAGGCGGGAAAGGUCGAGGUGCAGGGAAGCGCUGCAGCCUGAUUGAGGUCUCCCUGUCAUCUCUUGGAGGACCAGAGGGGGGCAGUGACGAACCAACUGAUGAAGGGCAGGAGUUUUCCUCUGAUUCUAUGAGCGACAACACAGAAUCUGCUGUAGAACCUGUUAGAGGACUCGUUGCAGAACCCCUAGACCCCAUAGAGCAGCUGGAGCUGGCCACAAGAGCCGACAACUUGACGGAACAACAAACUGAAUCCAAAGGAGAACAGACGAUGCAGACGGAAACUUUGGAACCAAGUGCAGAAGAGAAUGAGCAGGGGACAAAAGGAGGAAUUCAGUUUUUCUUUAAGGAGGAGGUACAUAGUGAGGAGGAGAUGGCCCAGCGUAGAGCUUUACUGUUGGAAAAACAGCAGAAGAGAACUGCGGAGCUGAAGAAGAGGAGACAGUGGCAUGAGCAAGAAAGAGAAAACGGACCAGCAUUGGCAGACAAAAGAGUGGCAUCUCCCUCCAAUACACCUCCUGUAGACACAACCUCACCUUCCCCCACACCUCCUGCUACACCAGUCCGCCGGGACGAUUUCACACGACGGGAGUAUGCAUGGCGGCACCAACUCAAGAUCAUGGAUAACUUGGACAAAGUGCUGCGGGAAAAAUCAACCACUCAAGGACGAUCUUCUGCAAAGAAAACCCGCUCCCGGCCUCGCAGCAUGACCAGGGAGGAAACCAAGCUCUCUCUGAGUCCAGCCAAGGGAACAACUGGCUCUAAGUUGACCAAAGUCUACUCUCACUCCUCCCUCAACCUGGUAGCCACGGAUGAGCCAGGAAACAGAUGUGCAGACCCCACAAAGAAACCUAACAGCCGUCCUGGUUCACCUGCAGGAUGUGUGACACCAAGUAGACUAGCCAAUCAAAAUGGAGAUAAAGAAUGUGAUACUGGUUCCAAUGGUGCCUCACCUGCCCCAGAAUACACAGGUCCAAAGCUCUUCAAAGAACCAAGCUUCAAGUCCAACAAAUUCAUCAUUCACAACGCUCUCACUCGCUGCUGCCUCGCUGGAAAGGUCAACGAGACACAGAAAAACAAGAUAGUUGAGGAAAUGGAGAAGAGUCCUGCCAACCACUUCCUCAUCCUCUUCCGAGAUUCCAGCUGCCAGUUCAGGGGCGUUUACACCAUGAACUCCGACUCCCAGGAGCUUGUACGAUUGGCUGGCGUGGGCCCACGGACAAUCAGCUCCACCAACGUGGAGUCCAUCUAUAAGUACAGUUCAGACAGGAAGCAGUUCAGUGCCAUACCCUCUAAAACCAUGGGCAUGAGCGUGGACGCCUUCACCAUCCCCGGCCAUCUUUGGCAAGGAGGAGGAGGAGGAGCAGCAGGAGGAGGAAGCAGGAGAGCAAGCAUUACUAAGAAGGCAGUCAUUUCCAAGUGAGGAUUAUAACACAUCACAGUGACCGAUCAUUAAAGAAAACACUGUAAUCACACUGUAAUUAUAGGGAAUAACAGUAGGAGGAGGAGGAGGAGGAGGAAGCAGGAGAACAAGCAUUACUAAGAAGGCGUCACGUCCAAGUGAAGAACAUAACACAUGACAGUGGCAGAUCAUUAAAGAGAGCACUAUAAUUAUAGUGAAAACCAUAUGCACACAGCUGAGCAUUUAGCCAUGUGUGUGCAUAUAUACACCUUACCUCUCUUGCCCUUUUACAACAAAUAUGAAACAUUAAAAAAUGAUUUGUACUCCCCCUUAAUGUGCAUGAAAAUGUUAACAGCACAACUUUCUUUUCCUAAAUAGAGACAAACCCCUACCCAGAGUGUACAGAGGAAGGUUUUGUAAAAUGUUAGGUUAAUUGCACAAGGAAGAGGUACUUUUAAAAAGUCUCAUUACUUAUACUUUCAUUGUUUGAAGUACAAACUCAAAAAUCACUUUUUUUCUUUCAGAAGAAAAGAAAACUUUAUUAAGUUGUUUAUUGAAAAACACUGACUUUCAUAAGACACACGAUUACUGUCUGUUCCCUCUCUGUUCUGUGGACUAAAGUCCUCAAGUAGAACGCCAGUUUUAUACAUUAAGCCAAACAACAGAGAAAAUGCCUUCUUGUGUCAGUGUGACUGGCAGGACUUUUAUCUUGUAUGACUUUCAAGUUUAAUUCUACCAACAACUGUCAAUAGGUGGAUCGAAGCACAUUUGUUUUGCAAAAUGAAAGAUAGCCAUAACCAUAUGAUGCAGACUUCAAAGAUCUGUAAGUGUGUCUGUGGUUUUCAGAGACGAUCAUCACAGCAUGGAUGGUUCAUUACUGUACGUGGUAUAAGCUUAUUUCAAAAUAAUAUCAAAGUGAGAACUUGUGGCUUGAAUAAACUAUGUUGAUAAUGGGUAUAUGUAUGAGCUACUAAUAGCAUAUUGAGGAUGAUGUGUCAUGACGAGCUUAUAUUUAGAAGUAUCUGGACUGUUGUGCUCUUGGUUAGGGAUGGGUUUCCAAUAGCUGGUUCCAGUUGAUAAAAUACCAAACCUUAUUGAAUCUUUAAUUCACGGUCUCUCUCAGAUUGCCUCUUUUACCUGUUUCUGACAAAGAAAAAAAAAAACUGUUGACAUUUCAUUUACAAACACGUGGUAACUCAGUGACACAUUUUUUAAGUAAGUCUGACUGUACGUGGUGAACCGCCUUAAAGUCAACAGAACAACUGCAAAAUGCAAUAUUUGCAGGAGAGUACUCAAAGGGGAAACAACAAGUCCCUUACUUAAAUAUUUAUCUACUGUACAUUAUGUUUAAGUAAGAGCUUUUGGCCUAUCAGCCUACCACCGGUGUUACACUGUGUUCUGUGACCUGCAGCAGACCAGCAACUAAUUUGCGGUGAGGUAACUUUAAGUGCAUCGUGCAUGCAAAGAAAAUCUGUGAUUUAGAUUUCAAAUAAUAAUAAUUAAUGUUAUGUCCACUGUGUUGUUUUUACUUCCGCUUCUACGGCUUCUGCAGCUGUAGCAAACACUGGUUUCCCCCACAGCAAAAGGAGGAGUGAGUUUGGACAGGGUUAAUGAACGUCAGAAUAUAUGUAAGUUUAGUUAUAAUACUCAGUGAAAGAAAAGUACAUAUUGUUUUACCUAAGAUCGAGAGUCUUUAUUUCCCAUCAAACAAACUACCUAACAAGAUUUUAUAAGGCAUUUGAAAGUAUUUGGAUUUGAUAAGCAGAUUAAGAACUGGAUUCAGAUUUUAUUAAAUUCUAUCGAAGCCCAUCCCUACCGUUGGUAGAGUGCACUCAAUUAAAUUGGUGUGUUUCAGACCAGCAUUCAU